AACCUCCCCCUGAAGAUGGAAACGCCGCCACGCAAGUCGCGGAAACUGUCUGAGGACAUGAGCUCCACGAUUCGCAUUCCGGCAUCACCAAUGAUGAAGACCCUGGGCUUUGGCAGCGGAGUGAAGGUGUACCGGCUGGACCGUUCUCCCCGACAUGGGCAAAACCGCACGCCAUGGGCCAUCAAGAGAAUCACACAGGAUGCGCUGGAAAAGAAGGACUUGAUCUUCAAUGAGCGCAUCUUGCACGAGGCUAAAAUCUUGAAGAAACUGAAGCACCCAAACAUCGUUCAAUUCUGUGGGCUGGUCACAACGGACGAAGGCUUGAACACCCUGGUCCUGGAGAUAUGCGGCUGUUCGUUGGGCUCCAUGCUGGAUGCGCGCCGCGAGGAGAAUCUGGGGCCGCUGCCCGCCAAACUCACCAACAAAGUGAUCGCAGACGUUGCCCGGGCCCUGGACUUUCUACACACCGAGGCACGGGUGCUGCACGGCGACCUGAAAUCCUUUAAUGUACUCAUCAAUGGGGGGUUCGAGAACUGUAAGCUCUGUGACUUUGGUGUGGCUCUGCCGCUGGACAAGCAUGGCCAGGUGAACAGUAGUCGCGUCUACGAGGGAACGGAUCUGUGGUCAGCUCCGGAGGUGAUUCAGCAAUCGAAGGUCCUGAACAGCAAGGCUGACAUCUUCAGCUUUGGCCUUGUCAUCUACGAGACGCUGGCGCUCGUGCUGCCGCACACACUGAACAUGGAUUUCGCUGAGGACAAGGAGAACCAGCAGACAGAUGGUGACUUGAUAGAAGAACUCUCCGACUUUAAGAAGAGCAGCCUGCUUCUGCCUUACGGCACGCGUCCCGCUUUACCAGUGGCAUUCCAGGUGAGCGAGGAGCACGAGAGCAUCGUCGCUCUGUUCUUCCUAUGCACGAAUACGCCGAUGGAGGAUCGUCCCACUGCUCGUAACAUUCUGCUGAGCAUCGAGGAAGGGGGCAACCGAGCCUAAGUUCAGCUGCAGU
Drosophila guanche is the source of this 1003-nucleotide messenger RNA. RefSeq names its product lymphokine-activated killer T-cell-originated protein kinase-like. Gene Ontology annotation, biological process: protein phosphorylation. The record is from RefSeq and is a predicted model, not a curated record. Bases 16 to 990 code for a protein of 324 amino acids. Lineage: Eukaryota; Metazoa; Arthropoda; Insecta; Diptera; Drosophilidae. Gene Ontology annotation, molecular function: ATP binding; protein kinase activity. The transcript has a single exon.